Molecule: messenger RNA, 463 nt
Organism: Populus trichocarpa (black cottonwood)
Lineage: Eukaryota; Viridiplantae; Streptophyta; Magnoliopsida; Malpighiales; Salicaceae
Exons: 1
Coding region: 89-463 (124 amino acids)
Source: RefSeq, a predicted model, not a curated record
AGUAAAGAACUAUUUAUUACAGGCUAUUGAUCAAACCAUUUUGGAAACCAUUCUUUAGAAGGACACUGCGAAGCAGAUUUGGGACUCAAUGAAGAAGAAGUACGAAGGAAAUGCAAGAGUGAAGCGGUCAAUUCUUCAAGCUCUUCGUAAAGAGUUUGAAACCUUAGAGAUGAAGUCAGGUGAGAAAGUUUCAGUUUACUUCUCAAGGAUGAUGUAUGUGGCUAAUAAAAUGAGGGUGCAUGGUGAACGAAUGGUUGAUGUUACAAUUAUGGAGAAAAUACUUCGAUCCUUAACAUACAAGUUUAAUUACAUUGUUUGUUCUAUUGAGGAGUCGAAGGAUAUUGACAGUCUAUCCAUUGAUGAGUUGCAAAGCUCUUUAAUUGUUCACGAGCAGAAGUUUCACAAGCAUGAUAGAGAAGAACAAGCCUUGAAAGUAACUCAUGAGGAGAGAUCAGGAGGAUGA